Thalassophryne amazonica is the source of this 2365-nucleotide messenger RNA. RefSeq names its product calcium/calmodulin-dependent protein kinase type II subunit beta (gene camk2b2). Gene Ontology annotation, cellular component: neuron projection; cytoplasm. The transcript has 22 exons. Gene Ontology annotation, molecular function: ATP binding; calcium/calmodulin-dependent protein kinase activity; calmodulin binding. The record is from RefSeq and is a predicted model, not a curated record. Gene Ontology annotation, biological process: protein phosphorylation. The coding region runs from base 80 to 1702 and encodes 540 amino acids. NCBI's taxonomy places the organism in Eukaryota, Metazoa, Chordata, Actinopteri, Batrachoidiformes, Batrachoididae.
GGAGCCACACGCACCGACACCUCCCGUCCGCAGCGACAGGCCGUGCGCAUUUCGAACCCGCACCGUCCGAGGACGCAUCAUGGCAACGACCACUUGCACGCGCUUCACAGACGAGUACCAACUGUACGAGGAGCUCGGCAAGGGGGCCUUCUCAGUGGUGCGGCGAUGUGUUAAACUCUGCACUGGUCAAGAAUAUGCCGCCAAAAUCAUCAACACCAAGAAGCUGUCGGCCAGAGACCACCAGAAACUGGAGAGGGAGGCCAGGAUUUGCAGACUGCUCAAGCACCCCAACAUCGUUCGACUCUAUGACAGCAUCUCGGAGGAAGGCUUCCACUAUCUCCUCUUUGACCUGGUGACAGGAGGGGAGCUGUUCGAGGAUAUAGUUGCUCGAGAGUACUACAGCGAGGCAGACGCCAGUCAUUGCAUCCAGCAGAUCCUGGAGGCCGUGCUCCACUGCCAUCAGAUGGGGGUGGUACACAGAGACCUCAAGCCAGAGAACCUGCUGCUCGCCAGCAAAUGUAAGAAUGCAGCAGUGAAGCUGGCUGACUUUGGACUGGCAAUAGAGGUUCAAGGAGAACAGCAGGCCUGGUUUGGUUUUGCGGGGACCCCGGGUUAUUUGUCCCCUGAGGUGCUGAGGAAGGAGGCGUACGGUAAACCUGUGGACAUCUGGGCGUGCGGUGUGAUCCUCUACAUUCUUUUGGUGGGUUACCCUCCUUUCUGGGAUGAGGACCAACACAAACUCUACCAGCAGAUUAAAGCAGGAGCGUAUGACUUUCCUUCCCCGGAGUGGGACACAGUGACUCCAGAGGCAAAAAAUCUGAUCAACCAAAUGUUGACAAUCAACCCAGCAAAGAGAAUCACUGCCCAGGAGGCUUUGAAGCAUCCAUGGGUCUGUCAACGCUUGACAGUGGCCUCUAUGAUGCACAGACAGGAGACAGUCGAGUGCCUGAAGAAGUUUAAUGCCAGGAGGAAACUCAAGGGUGCCAUUUUGACCACCAUGCUGGUGUCCAGGAACUUCUCUGUGGGUCGGCAGACCACGGCGCCCGCUGUUGUCAGUGCCGUGGCUGGAACCACCGUCGGCAUCGUAGAACAAGCUAAGAGUCUCCUCAACAAGAAGGCUGAUGUCAAGGUAAGUUCUCUUCCCCUCUCUUACUCACUUUUUCCCACUUCACCACGUGGCAACUGCCCCUCCCUGAGCCUGGAGGCUCAGACUACUGUUAUCCAUAAUCCAGUAGAUGGGAUCAAGGAAUCCUCUGACAGCAGCAACACAACUAUUGAGGAUGAAGAUGUGAAAGCUCGCAAGCAGGAGAUCAUCAAGAUCACAGAGCAGCUUAUUGAAGCUGUCAACAACGGAGACUUUGAGGCCUACGCAAAAAUAUGCGACCCCGGUCUGACCUCGUUUGAGCCUGAGGGCCUGGGAAAUCUGGUGGAGGGAAUGGACUUCCACAGAUUCUACUUUGACAAUCUCCUCUCCAAGAACAGUAAGCCCAUUCACACCACUAUCCUGAACCCUCAUGUGCACAUCAUCGGCGAAGACGCAGCCUGCAUCGCGUACAUCCGUCUCACUCAGUUUGUUGAUGGGCAGGGCCGUGCCUGCUCCAGCCAAUCAGAAGAGACCAGGGUAUGGCACCGCAGAGACAGUCGGUGGCAGAACGUCCAUUUCCACUGCUCGGGAGCUCCUGCUGCCCCACUGCAGGGAUGAGGAAUGUGAUUCCGAUGAAGAGUCAGCGAGGAGACGAAAGGGAGUGAAGCAUCGAGAGAGAGAGAGGCGCAAGUGGAUGGACUGUCCUUCAGUUUGUCCGAGGUGUUGCUGGUUGCUCUGCGCUCUGCACGCCCUCCUUCUUCUCCUCUCUCUGUCAACAACAACAACAACAGAGCGGGCGGCUCAUCAGCCACAAACAUUUUAGCCCAUCCUGUCUUCAGUCGGCCUGUGAUUGGCUGCACACAUGCGGGGAGUGUCCUCAGCUCCGUCAAUCAAAGCCUCUCACGUGCACUGUCACCCUUUUAUUCUACUUCUUGUUAACUACUGCUACUAUUACUCUGGCUGCAGUUUCUGGUUGUGCUCUUUCACGUGUCCAGUAUCUUUAAUCGUAUUUUAAACCCUCUUUCCAGUCCGUUGUUGUUUUAUAUGAAGAGUAUGACUCGUACCCGUGGCUGAGUUCCUGCACGACUGCCUGCUGUGUCGCAUGAACGUAUCCAACCACACGUCUCACACUGCAAAUCUGAAAUGGCAGAUUUAACACCCACAGAGUUAAAAGUAAGGACUGUAAUAGUGGUUCCAGGUAAACCCUGGAUGAGUGUUAAAUUAACACUCACUCAUACCUGCUGGUUCAUAUCCAGUUACAUACUGUUGGAAUUGAUUAUU